Messenger RNA from Rhincodon typus (whale shark), 781 nucleotides. Its product is annotated as V-type proton ATPase subunit B-like. Bases 102 to 671 code for a protein of 189 amino acids. The transcript has 5 exons. The record is from RefSeq and is a predicted model, not a curated record. NCBI's taxonomy places the organism in Eukaryota, Metazoa, Chordata, Chondrichthyes, Orectolobiformes, Rhincodontidae. Gene Ontology annotation, molecular function: ATP binding.
UGAACGGAUUAUCACUCCCCGCCUGGCCCUGACUGCUGCCGAGUUCCUGGCCUAUCAAUGUGAGAAACAUGUCCUGGUCAUCCUGACGGAUAUGAGCUCAUAUGCUGAGGCCCUACGUGAGGUAUCCGCAGCUCGUGAGGAGGUUCCUGGCAGACGGGGGUUCCCUGGCUACAUGUACACGGAUUUGGCCACGAUCUAUGAGCGAGCUGGGCGAGUGGAGGGCAGGAAUGGCUCGAUCACACAAAUCCCCAUCCUCACCAUGCCCAAUGAUGAUCUACCCACCAAUUAAUGUGCUGCCCUCUCUGUCCCGCCUGAUGAAAUCAGCCAUUGGAGAGGGGAUGACUCGCAAAGACCACGCCGAUGUGUCCAAUCAGCUGUAUGCCUGCUAUGCUAUUGGGAAAGAUGUUCAAGCUAUGAAGGCUGUGGUGGGUGAAGAGGCUUUGACCUCUGAUGACCUCCUGUACCUGGAAUUUCUGCAGAAGUUUGAGAAGAAUUUCAUUGCCCAAGGUCCCUACGAGAACAGAUCAAUCUUCGAUUCCCUGGACAUUGGGUGGCAACUGCUACGAAUUUUCCCGAAGGAGAUGCUGAAGAGGAUUCCGGGGAACGUUGUGUCUGAGUUUUAUCCGCGGGAAUCCCGGGAGAACAAGGAGGAAACUGGCACUCACCUGUGAGAACCCUGAUCCUACCCCCCAACGAACAAUGUGCCCCCUCAGCCCCCUCCCCUCACUCCCAUGCACUGAGCCCUGACUCUCACACCACGCCCUCUCUCUUUCAUACACUC